GUAUAUGCAAAAGAAGAUUAGAAUUUAUAGUGAAAACUGAAGGAAUUAAUGAGAAAAGAAAAAGAAAAUAAGAGCAGGGCACAAGAUACCAUAACCUCUUGCAGGAAAUCGAACAGUUGUAAACAGAAGCGUGAGGGAUCAGGGAGACUGUGAGAGGAGCUAGGGAGGGACAAUGCCACCCAGUAGGACAGCUAAGGCAGCCAGGGCUCUCGUGGACGAAUUCUGUACUAUUACAGGUGCAGAUGUGUCCUUGGCACAGAAUCUAUUGGAAGCAUGUGACAACAACUUGGAAAUGGCCAUCAAUAUGCACAUGGAGGGAGCAGUGGACUCUGGAAGCACUCAAGUAGCAGGUCCGGCCUCAAUGAAAUUCCUGCAGGCUACAGAGGAGGUUGCUGUGAGAGCACCAAUUCCUCAGAAACAGGAGGUUUUGGUUGAGGGACCUGAUGAAAUUGCCUUCAGUUUCCGUGGCAGACGCAGAACUGUACGAUCUGUGUUCGACAAAUUUCGAGAUUUUGAAGCAGAAACUAAACGCCAGGAAGAGGAACUGCUGGCUAAUAGUCAGGAGGCAGAGGCUGAGGGAGAGGCUUCAACAAGCAACAGUUGUAGCAGCAGUAGCAGCAAUAGCAGUCUCUUAGCCUCAGCUCGGAGUCGCAGCAAAACAAAGACAUUAGAAGACUUGUUCCGGCCUCCACUUGACCUCAUUUAUCGAGGAACAUUCCAAGCAGCUCGUGACUGUGGUGUGGCAAAAAAGCGCUGGCUUAUGGUGAAUAUCCAAGAUGCAAGUGAAUUUCCUUGCCAAGUUUUAAAUCGUGAUGUUUGGUCUAAUGCUGCUGUGAAGACUAUUGUUAAGGAACAUUUCAUAUUCUGGCAGGAUCUAAAUGACAGCAUCUUGGAAGCUGAUGAAGCUUCCCAGAUAGAAGCUGCUAUCAAAGCUUCUUUAGUUGAGGCUGACAGUGAGAGGUCAAGCCCUGCAGCAUGUGAGGCAGAUGAAGCAAAUCAAGUUGAAUCUGAUUCCCUUGAAACCUUUGAUUCAGAUCAUGAAGACAUUGAUUACUCUCUUGGUCAAAAGAGAAAUCCAGAGAGAAUAUUUAAUGGGGAAAACUCUCUAUUCAGAAGAGAAGUCAGUGCAGCUGAGGAGAAAGAAGACAUGAAAAGUUGUCCUAGUGAAAAAAAGUCUUCAGAUUCAGAAAGCAUGUCUAUCAAUAAUGAAACAGACUGGAAAUCAUAUUUAGGUCCUGCAGAUGACCCAGAAUCAAAGCUAAUGCUUAGGUUGCCUGAUGGUACAAGAGAUAUUGUGUCUAUGCCAUCUUCAUCCAAGUUAAUGGCCCUGGUGAAGUAUGUAUGCAGUAAAGGCUAUAACAGUGAACAGUAUGAGCUGGUAACUAAUUUUCCUCGACGUGAAAUUUCUCAGAUGGAUUUUAACAUAACCUUGGAAGAUGCAGGACUCUUUCCCCAAGAAGCUGUAUUUAUACAAGCUAGAUAACCUCACUUAGCAUUGUCAUUUUUUAGAUUAAGGAAACAUGUACUGCCCUUUUCACUGCCAUCAUGUUUUUAAUCAAAAUGUUUGAAUGUUUUGUACUUACUCAGUUAAUGUAGAUAUUGAUCUGAACAAUUUAUGGCUGUGGUGUGUUAUUCAAUUAGAUUAUCAUGAGCCAUAUUUUUGUACAGGCUAGUACUACCAGACUUGUUGGAUGGAGUAUAUAAGAAGUGAGUUCAUGUACUAUAUUUGCAUUCUCCAUCACAAUAACAAUUGCUAUCAGAAAACUGAAAUGUGAUUAUGAAUUUUUAUUAUCCAUAGAACCCUCAUCAUAAGACUUUAGUAAAAUAGAAAGUUGAGUAUUCACAGAAAACUAACUCAGAGUUAGAAACCUCCCUGUUUGUGUAAGAUAAUGUAAGCCCGUUUUACUUGUUAAGUAUACAUAAAUACUCAAACCAACCAUGUGCUUAGUGACCAAGACAUCCAUCUCAUAUCACAGGAUUAUUUACUUGCUUGGAAAAAUGUGUAUUGGAUUUGGAUCUCAGAAUUGUA
This is a messenger RNA of Portunus trituberculatus (swimming crab), 2029 nucleotides long. Its product is annotated as UBX domain-containing protein 7-like. Gene Ontology annotation, cellular component: nucleus. Bases 173 to 1483 code for a protein of 436 amino acids. The transcript is spliced from 7 exons. Gene Ontology annotation, biological process: proteasome-mediated ubiquitin-dependent protein catabolic process. The record is from RefSeq and is a predicted model, not a curated record. Gene Ontology annotation, molecular function: ubiquitin binding. NCBI's taxonomy places the organism in Eukaryota, Metazoa, Arthropoda, Malacostraca, Decapoda, Portunidae.